This is a messenger RNA of Lipotes vexillifer (Yangtze River dolphin), 4555 nucleotides long. It is a transcript of the gene ARHGEF28, whose product is annotated as Rho guanine nucleotide exchange factor 28. The record is from RefSeq and is a predicted model, not a curated record. Lineage: Eukaryota; Metazoa; Chordata; Mammalia; Artiodactyla; Lipotidae. Gene Ontology annotation, molecular function: guanyl-nucleotide exchange factor activity. The transcript has 28 exons. Bases 71 to 4243 code for a protein of 1390 amino acids. Gene Ontology annotation, biological process: regulation of Rho protein signal transduction; cell morphogenesis.
CUGGCUGGGGAUGUCCGAGUUCUUCCUGAGUCUCUGCUGUUGAAUCUGUUGAUUUCAUCAAGACAAAAAGAUGGAUUCUGACUCGGACUCACCUUUUAACUACUCGUGGCCUUCCUUCCCCAAAAUGAAGAUUCGACGGAGGGCGUCCAAACAAGAUCGUUCCUUUGAUGUCCUCAAAAAAUCCAAGCAUCCCCCAACGUUCCUUGCUGCUGGCCGGCUUUCUGACAUGCUGAAUGGCGGUGAUGAAGUCUAUGCUAACUGCAUGGUGAUAGAUCAGGUUGGUGAUUUGGAUAUUAACUAUAUUAAUAUAGAGGGAAUCACUGAAAACACUUGCCUUGAAUCCAUGGGUUCUACUCUGGGGCCUCAGAGCAGCAAGCCCAUCCUUCCUACUGAAACCAGCGCUGGCACGUACCCACCAGAUGAGAACACAGAAGUCACAUCACACACCGAAGCCCAACCGUCUUUGAUGUCGCCAUCUAGUUCAUAUGCUUCCAGUUUGAAUCUUUCUUUUGGUCUUCAUGGAUUUGAAAAGGAACAAAGUCAUCUAAAGAAAAGAAGUUCCAGCCUUGAUGCCCUGGAUGCUGACAGUGAAGGAGAGGGGCAUUCCGAGCGGUCACGCAUUUGCUACACUCCAGUGUCUCAGAGUUCCUCGAGAACUGGCAUUACUAGUGGGGAUGAAUUGGACUCUUUUGAGACCAACACUGAACCAGAUUUUAAUAUCUCCAGGACUGAAUCACUGUCUUUAUCAAGUAGCCUGCAGCUGAAGGAAUCAUUGUUUUCUGGAGUCCGCUCACGUUCUUAUUCCUGCUCAUCACCCAAAAUUUCUUUAGGAAAAACUCGAUUGAUCCGUGACUUUACAGUGUGCAGUUCAGCUGAAGAGCAAAGAGCUUACAGCUUACCGGAGCCACCAAGAGAAAAAAGAAUUCAGGAAGAAGAAUGGGAUAAAUACAUCAUACCUGCCAAAUCAGAGUCUGAAAAGUACAAAGUGAGCCGAACUUUCAGCUUCCUCAUGAACAGGAUGACCAGCCCUCGGAAUAAAUCUAAGACAAAAGGCAAGGAUGCCAAAGACAAAGAGAAACUGAGUCGACAUCAGUUUGUCCCUGGAACAUUCUCUGGGGCUCUGCAGUGUUUGGUUUGUGAUAAAACGCUCCUGCGGAAAGAGUCGUUCCAGUGUUCCAACUGUAAUGCAAAUGUACAUAAGGGCUGUAAAGAUGCCGCCUCUCCGUGCACCAAGAAAUUCCAAGUGAAAUAUAAUAAGAACAAACCGCAGACCAUCCUUGGAAAUUCUUCAUUUAGAGACGUCCCACCGCCUGGGCUCUCCUUGCACCCUUCCUCCUCCAUGCCUAUUGGGUUGCCGACCGGGAGGAAGGAAGCAGCAGGGCAAGUCCAUCCAUUGUCCAGAAGCGUUCCAGGCAUCACCUUGGAAAGCUUCAGGAAGUCAGGGGCAUCCUUGGAGUCCGAAAGUGACGGGAGCACCUGGAGAAGCAGGUCUCAGUCUGAUGAGCUGUUCCAGCCCAUGGGCUCACCUCCCUCCACGGACUCCUUCUUAAUGGAAGAUGUCGUGGAUUCCUCUCUGUGGAGUGACCUCAGCAGUGAUGCCCAGGGGUUUGAAGCAGAAUCUUGGAGUCUGGUGGUGGACCCCUCAUUUUGUAGUAGGCAGGAGAAGGAUGUCAUCAAAAGACAGGAUGUCAUUUUUGAGCUAAUGCAGACAGAAAUGCAUCACAUCCAGACCCUGUUCAUCAUGUCCGAGAUCUUCAGGAAAGGGAUGAAGGAGGAGCUGCAGCUUGACCACAGCACUGUGGAUAAAAUCUUCCCCUGUUUAGAUGAGUUACUUGAAAUCCACAGGCAUUUCUUCUAUAGUAUGAAGGAGCGAAGGCAAGAAUCCUGUAUUGGCAACGACAGGAAUUUCGUCAUCAAUCGAAUCGGAGAUAUUCUAGUACAACAGUUUUCAGAAGAAAAUGCAAAUAAAAUGAAGAAAAUAUAUGGGGAAUUCUGUAGCCAUCACAAGGAGGCUGUUAGCCUCUUUAAAGAGCUCCAGCAGAAUAAAAAGUUUCAGAAUUUUAUUAAGCUCCGAAAUAGUAACCUUUUGGCUCGACGCCGAGGAAUUCCAGAAUGCAUUCUGCUGGUCACUCAGCGCAUCACAAAAUACCCUGUCUUGGUGGAAAGGAUAUUGCAGUACACAAAGGAGAGCACUGAAGAACAGAAAGACUUAUGCAAAGCUCUUUGCUUAAUUAAAGACAUGAUUGCAGCUGUGGAUUUAAAAGUCAGCGAAUAUGAGAAAAAACAAAAAUGGCUUGAGAUCCUAAAUAAGAUUGAAAACAAAACAUGUACCAAGCUUAAAAAUGGCCAUGUGUUUAGGAAACAGGCACUGAUGAGUAAAGAAAGGACCCUAUUAUACGAUGGCCUUGUUUAUUGGAAAACCGCUACAGGUCGUUUCAAAGAUAUCCUAGCUCUGCUUCUAACUGAUGUGCUGCUCUUUUUACAAGAAAAAGACCAGAAGUACAUCUUUGCAGCUGUUGAUCAGAAGCCAUCAGUUAUUUCCCUUCAGAAGCUCAUUGCUAGGGAAGUUGCAAAUGAGGAGAGAGGAAUGUUUCUGAUCAGUGCUUCAUCUGCUGGUCCUGAGAUGUAUGAAAUUCAUACCAACUCCAAGGAGGAACGGAAUACCUGGAUGAGGCGGAUCCAACAGGCAGUAGAAAGUUGCCCAGAAGAAGAAGGGGGAAGGACAAGUGAGUCUGAUGAAGAGAGGCAGAAAGCUGAAGCCAGAGUGGCCAAAAUUCAGCAAUGUCAAGAAAUACUCAGUAACCAAGACCAACAAAUUUGCACAUAUUUGGAAGAGAAGCUGCAUAUCUAUGCUGAACUUGGAGAGCUGAGUGGAUUUGAGGAUGUCCAUCUAGAGCCCCACCUCCUCAUUAAACCAGACCCCGGAGAGCCUCCCCAGGCAGCCUCAUUACUGGCAGCAGCACUGAAAGAAGCCGAGAGCCUGCAAGUUGCAGUGAAGGCCUCCCAGACGAGCGAUGUGUGUCAGUCAGCCAAGGAAGGUUGUGGAGAACCUGCUUUGCAGGAUGUGUUCAGUUCUCGGGACGCACCUGGAUCACCUACUGCUUCACUAGUCACAGAAGGGACAGGAGGAAGAGGCUGUUGGGAUGUGGAUCCUGGGACCCAGGGUGUGGGAACCGACCUGGCGGUCUCUGAUGCCGGGGAGAAGGUGGAAUAUAGAAGUUUCCCAAGUUCUUCACAGUCAGAGAUUAUACAAGCGAUACAGAAUUUAACCCGUCUCUUAUAUAGCCUUCAGGCCGCCUUGACCGUUCAGGAUAGCCACAUUGAGGUGCACAGGCUGGCUCUCCAGCAGCAGGAGGGCCUGUCCCCUGGCCCCUCUUUCCGAGGCAGCCCCUUUCAGGACCAGGAGAAGCACCGAAGCCUGGAGAAGCGGCGGGAGGAGCUGGCCAACCUCCACGAGCUGCAGCAGCAGUUCCAGCAGGACCGGCAGCGCUGGCACCGCAGGUGCGACCAGCAGCAGCGAGAGCAGGAGGCCAAGGCCAGCCGGCUGCAGGAGCGCGAGAGGGAGUGCCGGCUGCAGGAGGAGCUGCUGCUGAGCAGCCGGGGGCAGCUGGACCAGCAGCGCCAGGAGUACCAGCAGAGCCUGGAGCGGCUGCGGGAGGGCCAGCGCCUGGUGGAGAGGGAGAGGGAGAGGAUGCGGGCCCAGAAGAGCCUGUUGCGUGGCUGGAAGCACAGCCGGCAGAGGAGCCUUCCCGCGGCGCUGCCUGGAGGAGGCGUGGAGGUAAUGGAACUUAAUCAAUCUGAGGGUUUAUGUCAUGAAAAUUCAUUCUUCAUCAAUGAAGCUUUAGUGCAAAUGUCACUUAACACUUUGAACAAACCGACUCCAGCAGAUAUCCAUCAGGAUGCCACUUACCCCCCAAGUAUAUCUCAUUCCGAUUUGGUAAGGACUAGUGAAAAUCAAGUAGACCUCAAGAUGAACAUUUCUCAGCCCUUGGACGUCAGCCAUGAACUAUGGAUAGCCGCUGGGUCCUGUCAUCAGAUACCCCCUCUCCACCAAAGCAGCAAGGAUUCUUGUAAAAAUGAUUUGGACCUCUCUCAGACUGCAUGCCCGCCCCCCCAGGACUCAAAUCCGCAGGGCCCUCAGCUGCAAACGUUCAUAGCAGAAGCAAAGCUAAAUCUACAGAGAGUAACCAGACAAGAUGGGGAAACUGGAGAUGGAGCAGAAGAAACUAUUGUUUACCUCUAAUUGUGUUGUUAUUUUUCCAAAUGAAACAAAAUACAGGCAUUUGGGGGAGAAUUUCUUUUUUCCUUUCCUGAUGUGUGUGUGACUGUGUCCAAAUUGCUUUAGGAGUAAUGUUUAAUAUUUCGUGCAAGUUUAUUUUGGGGGCAUGAGUCUAAUAAUUAAAUUAUUGAAAACAACUGUUUGUAUCAUCAUUAACUUUAUCACACCUAAUUCCAGACUCCUGGAGGAGAAAUUAACUUAGAUAAGCAGAAAUAUGUUCAAAGUUGUUAUGACCCUAGAGUAAAAUUCCAUAUUGUAUUUUCUACGGGAUCUUGU